This is a messenger RNA of Helianthus annuus (common sunflower), 3233 nucleotides long. RefSeq names its product histidine kinase 5. The coding region runs from base 443 to 3064 and encodes 873 amino acids. Gene Ontology annotation, biological process: phosphorelay signal transduction system; protein autophosphorylation. The transcript is spliced from 13 exons. The record is from RefSeq and is a predicted model, not a curated record. Gene Ontology annotation, molecular function: histidine phosphotransfer kinase activity; phosphorelay sensor kinase activity. NCBI's taxonomy places the organism in Eukaryota, Viridiplantae, Streptophyta, Magnoliopsida, Asterales, Asteraceae.
UGUUGUACAAACUAAAAAUAUACAUCUUGUUCAUUGCACAUGGACUUUUGAGCUUCUCUUCUUCACAUGGCUCAUCUCUUCCCAUUCUCUAUGCACCAACACCAUUGAUUAAACUUAAACUCUUUGUUUAUUCAUUUGACUCAUGAACCACUUUACAGAUCUGCACACAAACAAAAGCUCCACACCAUACAUAUGCAUUGCAAGAUCAGAUUGCACCCAUUUGUUUUCUUCUCUCACCUGUGAUCCAAAUGCCAACAAUCAACAAGGAUUUUUGAGCUUUCUUGAUUCAAUAGUGUUCAUGUUCAUCUUUAAGCACAGAAAGUGAGCUGAGGAUUUGCACAGCUUGCUAGUAGAUUAAAUUGACCAAAUCAAUUGAUAAAUAUCAUUCACAUACCUAAAUAUCGGUAUAUGAUCAUCCAACUAUUCUGAACUCGAGUUCAAAAUGGAAGACGACAAUGCGGAAGACAUGGAGGUCGAGAUACUGCCUUCAAUGUGGCCCGAAGACAUCGAUGCAGCUGGAAAAAAGUUCAAUGUGGAAAAACCAGGAGUUGAUCAAGAUUUAUUAGAAGAUUUUAAUUUCAAUGAAGAACCAAGUAUAGUUGACUUCAAACGCCUACUUGAGCUCACAAAUUAUAGCGAAAAAGGGUCGUCUCAGUUAUCGUACCUUGUAAAAAACUGGGAAUGGAAGCAAGAAAAUGCUGUGAGACUUUUGAGAGAAGAACUUGAGAAUUUGAGGAAACAACAAGAUAAAUUUGAGCUAAAAAAAUUGGAGAUUUUGGAAGAACAUCGGUUUGAAGAUGAUAACUAUGGAGGUGAUAAACGUCCGGUUUCUAUACUUGAUGAAGUUUAUGAUAUCUUUCAAGAUGUUCCCAAGAGAAGAAGUGAUGUUAUAGUUCAAGAUGAAAGAUUAGAGAUAGACGAUGAAUGUGAUACAACUACGGUUAAGUAUUGGAAACAACGCGCUUUGCAUUUGGAGAAAUUAUUGAAUGUAAGUGUUCAACGGGAGCAAAUACUUUUGGAAAAACUAGAGGAAAGUAUUGAAAACCUCGAGAAGCAAUCGUCACCGGUUGAAGAACUUUCACAGGUCUUGAAAAGAGCUGAUAAUUUCUUGCAUUUUGUUCUUCAAAAUGCUCCCGUUGUCAUUGGCCAUCAAGAUAAAGAGUUGAGAUAUCGGUUCAUUUAUAAUCAUUUUCCAAGUUUGAGAGAGGAGGAUAUUAUCGGGAAAACAGACGUUGAGAUCUUCAAGGGUGGCGGUGUUAAGGAAUCCCAAGAUUUCAAAAGAGAAGUUCUUGAAAAAGGGUUACCAGGAAAGCGGGAAAUUACAUUUGAAACCGAACUAUUCGGGGCCAAAACUUUCUUGAUAUAUGUCGAGCCUGUUUUCAGUAAAGUAGGCGAAACGAUUGGUGUGAAUUAUAUGGGAAUGGAAAUAACAGACCAAGUGGCAAGAAGAGAAAAGAUGGCAAAGCUUCGAGAGGAAAUAGCCGUGCAAAAGGCCCGGGAGACCGAGCUUAACAAAACUAUUCAUAUAACAGAGGAAACGAUGAGAGCAAAACAAAUGUUAGCAACCAUGUCACACGAGAUAAGAUCUCCUUUAUCCGGAAUCAUUAGCAUGGCGGAAAUUUUAUCGACUACAAAGCUUGAUAAAGAUCAGAAACAACUUUUGAGUGUCAUGUUAUCUUCGGGUGAUUUAGUCCUACAACUUAUUAAUGACAUCCUCGACUUUUCUAAAGUAGAAUCAGGUGUUAUGAAGCUUGAAGCUACAAAGUUUAGACCGCGAGAAGUGAUCAAGCAUGUACUCCAAACCGCUGCAGCGUCACUCAAAAAGAUGCUUAUCUUGGAAGGACAUGUGGCAGAUGAUGUCCCCAUUGAGAUUAUCGGUGAUGUUCUUCGAAUUCGACAAAUCCUCACCAACUUGAUCAGCAAUGCUGUAAAAUUUACCCAUGAUGGGAAGAUUAAGAUAAAUCUUAACGUGAUAGCGGACCCAUAUCCCAAAGCUCAGAUAACAUAUGAGGAGAAUGAACUACAGUCGCAAGAAACCGUGGUCUGGAUACGAUGUGAUGUUCAAGAUACCGGUAUUGGAAUCCCAGAAACUGCAUUACCGUCGCUGUUUAAGAAAUACAUGCAAGCUGGUGCUGAUACAGCUCGAAAAUAUGGCGGGACUGGAUUAGGUUUAGCCAUAUGCAAACAACUGGUUGAGCUCAUGGGUGGACGGCUAACGGUUUCUAGCAAAGUAAAUCAUGGAUCUACGUUCACUUUCAUUCUACCCCACAAAGUUCCACAAGCGUGUGACAGUUCAGAUGAAACCGAUGACUACAAAGAUAAAGAUGAUAAUGGUUCAAUGGAAGAAGAUGAUCUAAAGUGCGGGUUUUUCCAGUUCAAGACACGGACUUUAGGUUCUCUUUUUUCUUCUAACGGAUCUGGCCCGACACACGAGUUAACAAGAAGUGAAUCUGACAAAAUAGACAGAAUCAGUGUUCUAGAGAAUAACAACACUAACCACAUGAGCGUAGAUCAAGACCGUCCAUUUCACGAUCCUUGUAUCCAGAAAAACCGUCCCUCGAAUUCAAACAAGCUUAUGAAGAUGGAUUCUGGUACGACUACAAGCAAAUCAUCGGCAAGAUAUAAAAUCCUUCUUGUUGAAGAUACUGUUGUGAAUGUGAUGGUUGCAAAGCGGAUGAUGAGACAGUUGAAUCAAGAUAUGGAUGUUGUGAAUAACGGGGUUGAAGCUUUGCGUGCGGUUCAACGUUGUGAUUAUUCGCUCAUUCUUAUGGAUGUAUGCAUGCCUGUAAUGGACGGUCUUCAAGCUACUCGCUUGAUCCGGUCCUAUGAGAAAAACGGCAACUGGGAUGAAGCACGAUUAGCCGGAGUUGACAUUCCCGAUCAAAUAUCGAAGGAGCAGCCCAGAAAGAGAAUUCCCAUUAUUGCUAUGACUGCCAAUGCAAUGUCGGAAAGUGCGGACGAAUGCUUCGCCAACGGUAUGGAUUCGUUCAUAACAAAGCCGGUUACGCUUCAGAAGUUAAAACAAUGUCUUGAACAGUAUUUGCCUUCAUACGGCGCCUUGUGAAUAUACAUGUGGAGUUUGUAUAGCGAGUGUAUACGAGUUGCUUAGGGAAUUCUUUUUUAUUGUUUUUCCCUAUUUGGGGGUUACGGUUUUGUCCUUAAAGUUCCGGUUUUAGAGUGGUUGUAUGGACAAAUAUCGAGUUAGACCUAGACAAAAGAAAGUUACCAUGUGG